Messenger RNA from Haemonchus placei, 2343 nucleotides. Lineage: Eukaryota; Metazoa; Nematoda; Chromadorea; Rhabditida; Trichostrongylidae. The record is from the annotation of a GenBank genome assembly.
AUGGAUAAAUUACCAACACGCUCACAUUUUCAGCUUCCCGGCAAAUUCCCCUUCACUCGUGGACCUUACCCAACAAUGUACACCCAUCGGCCAUGGACCAUUCGACAAUACGCCGGGUUCUCAACUGUAGAGGAAUCGAAUGCUUUCUACAAGGAAAACAUCAAAGCCGGCCAACAAGGACUUUCGGUGGCUUUCGACUUGGCAACCCAUAGAGGGUAUGACUCCGAUAACCCACGUGUAUAUGGUGAUGUCGGUAUGGCUGGAGUAGCUGUAGAUUCUGUUGAAGAUAUGAAAAGGCUCUUCGAAGGUAUUCCACUUGACAAGAUGAGUGUAUCCAUGACAAUGAAUGGAGCUGUUAUACCCGUACUUGCCAUGUAUGUUGUAGCUGCUGAAGAGUCGGGAGUUGAACGUAAAAAGCUAGCCGGUACUAUUCAAAAUGAUAUUCUCAAGGAGUUCAUGGUGCGAAACACUUAUAUCUAUCCUCCAGAGCCAUCGAUGCGAAUUAUUGGAGACAUUUUCGCCUAUACAAGUAAAGAAAUGCCCAAAUGGAAUAGCAUCUCCAUUUCUGGUUACCAUAUGCAGGAAGCUGGUGCUGAUGCAGUUUUGGAGAUGGCCUUCACCAUUGCCGAUGGCAUCCAGUACUGCGAAACGGGCAUCAAUGCCGGUCUGACCAUCGACCAAUUUGCCCCUCGUCUCAGCUUCUUCUGGGGUAUCGGAAUGAACUUCUAUAUGGAAAUCGCCAAAAUGCGAGCCGCUCGUCGUCUAUGGGCCACUUUGAUCAAGGAACGCUUCCAGCCGAAGAGUGACAAAUCGCUCAUGCUUCGUACUCACUCCCAAACUAGUGGAUGGUCCCUAACCGAACAGGAUCCAUACAAUAACAUUAUCCGAACAACAAUCGAAGCCAUGGCGUCGGUAUUUGGUGGAACACAAUCGCUUCACACCAACUCCUUUGACGAGGCUCUUGGUUUGCCUACCAAAUUCUCGGCUCGAAUCGCCCGAAAUACCCAGAUCAUCAUCCAGGAGGAGAGUGGUAUUUGUAAGGUCGCUGAUCCAUGGGGAGGAUCAUACAUGAUGGAAUCACUAACAGACGAAAUCUAUGAGAAGGCCAGAAAGGUAAUCGAUGAAGUAUUCGAAUUGGGCGGUAUGGCAAAGGCUGUCGCAUCGGGUAUGACUAAACUGAGAAUCGAAGAGGCGGCUGCUAAGAAACAGGCUCGUAUUGAUGCCGGCAAGGAUGUCAUCGUCGGUGUUAACAAGUACCGUCUAGAUAAGGAAACAAAGGUCGAUGUACUAAAGGUCGAUAACCAAAAAGUACGUGAGCAACAAAUUGCUAAGCUAGAGCACAUUCGCAAGACCAGAGAUCCGGCAAGAGCCAAGGCAGCCCUCGAAGCGAUCACAGAGGGAGCUGCUGGUGAUGCAAACCUUAUGGAAUUGGCUGUGGAAGCGUCACGAGCUCGAUGUACUGUUGGAGAGAUCAGUGAUGCCAUGGAGAAGCCCUUAUUAGGCUUCUCGGACCCCAGGAUUUUCUGCUUAUCUGAAUCCCUCAGAUUCCAGAGUUUACGACUAUGCUCUGCUUCUGCUGGUACGUAUCAACCGCUGCCCAUCGACCCUACAUGGGCAAAAAUGGCGAAGAAGGCUAUGAAAGGAAAAGAUCCGGAUAAACUGAUUUGGCACACUCCUGAAGGAAUCGAUAUCAAACCGCUCUACCUAAGGGAAGAUCGGAAAUGCGACGAGCACAGAGAAAUCGAGCUUCCUGGUCAGUAUCCGUACACUCGUGGGCCUUAUCCUACAAUGUACACCCAUAGGCCAUGGACCAUCCGGCAGUAUGCCGGCUUCUCAACCGUCGAAGAAUCGAAUGCCUUUUAUAAGGAGAACAUCAAAGCAGGGCAGCAGGGGUUGUCGGUGGCGUUCGAUUUGGCUACGCAUCGAGGCUAUGAUUCCGAUAACCCACGUGUGGUUGGUGAUGUAGGCAUGGCUGGCGUAGCUGUCGACUCUGUUGAGGAUAUGAAGAAGCUUUUCGAAGGUAUACCGCUUGACAAAAUGAGCGUGUCCAUGACCAUGAAUGGGGCAGUAAUUCCAGUAUUGGCUAUGUACAUAGUUGCCGCAGAGGAAUCGGGUGUCGAGCGGAAGAAGCUGGCUGGCACUAUUCAAAACGACAUUCUGAAAGAAUUCAUGGUUCGUAAUACCUACAUAUAUCCACCAGAGCAUUCAAUGCGGAUCAUCGGGGACAUUUUUGCGUAUACAAGCAGAGAAAUGCCUAAAUGGAACAGCAUAUCAAUCUCUGGAUACCAUAUGCAGGUGAGCUGUUUUGUUUCUUCACCCGCUUCUGAAUCUUAUCAGAAUUAG